AUGAAGUUUGUUCCGACUCUCCUCUUUCCUCUCUCCUCUCGUGUUCUUGCUCUUCAGGGCGUUCUUCAACGAUCGGAUCCUCAGUUUAUUCACCUUACCUUCCAUGGCGGUUUGGCUUCUUACUCUAUUGCUUUCCCUGUUGAUGGCAGUACUCGCAAGACUGAUCAUGAUCUCAGUGUCGAUGUCAUCCACAAUUCAGACUACAAUGCUCUUGAACAAUGCUUCUUCGCCAUCGAGGACCAAGCGAAGUUGACCUCCAAAGUCAGCACGAAGGAUGGCUCCCAGCACAUCCUCGAUAACUCCCCUCGAGUGAUCAUCGCUGUCGACUGCACCGGCAGUUGUGUUCCUAUGUACGGCGAGUGCUAUGAUACACGCGGGCAGCCUGUAGGACCUUGCUGCAACGGUAUGUGCAAGGCCAAUCGCUGUCGACCGUGGAACUCGACUUUGUCCUAG
Molecule: messenger RNA, 453 nt
Organism: Fusarium oxysporum Fo47
Lineage: Eukaryota; Fungi; Ascomycota; Sordariomycetes; Hypocreales; Nectriaceae
Exons: 3
Coding region: 1-453 (150 amino acids)
Source: RefSeq, a predicted model, not a curated record